AUGUCCGUCGCGUCAACACCCCCUUCGUCAUCUCGCUCGUCAUCUCUUUCUUCAGCCGGAGCACCUCCUACACCUCCGAACAUGCACCAAAACACCAUCGAUCCCGCCGCCGAGUGGCUUGUCCAGAAAUUUGGAGGGACUAGCGUUGGGAAAUUCGCGGCGCAGAUCGCAGAGACGAUCAUCCCAGAGUAUCUGGACCAGCACAAGGUCGUCAUCGUGUGUUCGGCACGCUCAGGCUCUACGAAGGCUCUCGGUACCACAAAUCUGCUCCUUCGAGCAGCAGGAGAAGCCUUGAAGCGGGAUAACAGCGCGUCAGAGACCCCUGGAGACAGCUCGAUCUCAAGGCUAACGCAGUAUUCAUCGCCCUUCACAAGCCCGGGAAAACACGUCAACGCUGCGCGCUCGGUCAUCAGGAAGCCUGAGAUUCUCAAGGAGUUGGAGGCCGAGAUAGACAGGGAUUGCGAAUCAAUCCGGUCCUUCCUGUUUGCCACUCAGAUCAUAGAUGAGAUAUCCCCAAGGUCUAGAGAUAGCAUCGUUGGCUUUGGCGAACGGUUAGGAUGCAAGCUAAUGACUGCCAACGUCGACGCUGAGUUCGUGAGUCUGGAAAACGUCAUUCCAGCAGCGGAAGGCGAGAACUUCUCGGACUCGGACACUCUUGACCAAGACUUUUAUGACCGCGUCGCGGAAUUAGUCGCAGAGAGGAUCAAGCAGUGUGGCAGUCGCGUUCCGGUCGUUACCGGCUUCUUCGGGCCUGUGCCUGGCUCUCUUCUCAAGCAGAUUGGGCGUGGCUACACAGACCUUCUUGCUGCGCUCAUGGCGGCCGGCCUGGGAGCGUCGGAGCUCCAGAUUUGGAAAGAAGUCGAUGGAAUCUUCACCGCGGACCCACGAAAGGUCCCCACAGCCAGGCUCAUCCCGAUCAUCUCACCUGAGGAGGCCGCCGAGCUCACGUACUACGGGAGCGAAGUCGUGCACCCGUUCACGAUGGAUCAGGUUAUUCGGCGCAAGAUUCCCAUCCGCAUUAAGAACGUCGAGAAUCCCACAGGAGGCGGGACUGUGAUUCACCCCGACCCAGACUUCGACCUCUCGCACCUGAACGGCACGGAAUCGCCCGUCCCCGCGGUAGCCGUGCCGUCGUUCGUUCCGUUUGCGUCUCCAACAGGCGACAAACACAACAGGGAGCACAUCAUCGUGCUGAACGUCAACUCAAAUCGCAAGAACGUCUCGCACGGGUUCUUGGCGAGCAUAUUCGGGACGCUCGACCGCUACGGCGUCGUCGUCGACCUCAUCAGUACCAGUGAGGUGUACGUCAGUAUGGCCAUCGAGGAGAACCUCGAUAAAAAGGUGCUGGAGCGCGUCGUGCGCGAGCUCAAGAAGACCGGCACGGUCACCGUCGCCCGCGACAUGGCCAUCCUCUCGCUCGUCGGGCGCUCGAUGCGCAACAUGAUCGGUAUCUCUGGCCGCAUGUUCACCACGCUCGGGCAGGGGAACGUGAACAUCGAGAUGAUCAGCCAAGGCGCGAACGAAAUCAACAUUUCAUGCGUCAUCGAUGGUCGUGACGCCGUGAAGGCACUCAACCUCAUUCACCAAGCCUGCCUGCAAAUCAAGCACGAGGGCGAACGCGGUCGCAUUGGCCCCUGGCUCUUCUAA
This is a messenger RNA of Epithele typhae, 1647 nucleotides long. Its product is annotated as aspartate kinase. Gene Ontology annotation, molecular function: aspartate kinase activity. Gene Ontology annotation, biological process: amino acid biosynthetic process. The record is from RefSeq and is a predicted model, not a curated record. The coding region runs from base 1 to 1647 and encodes 548 amino acids. The transcript has 10 exons. NCBI's taxonomy places the organism in Eukaryota, Fungi, Basidiomycota, Agaricomycetes, Polyporales, Epitheliaceae.